Molecule: messenger RNA, 6063 nt
Organism: Oncorhynchus keta (chum salmon)
Lineage: Eukaryota; Metazoa; Chordata; Actinopteri; Salmoniformes; Salmonidae
Product: membrane-associated guanylate kinase, WW and PDZ domain-containing protein 1-like
Exons: 23
Coding region: 543-5399 (1618 amino acids)
Biological process (GO): signal transduction
Cellular component (GO): cytoplasm
Molecular function (GO): protein binding
Source: RefSeq, a predicted model, not a curated record
GCAUGCGCUCAUUUUACUAGCAGCACCUCUCGAUCCGUACAGCACGCGGAGUGGGAUAAAAUAUAACAAAACGUUGUACCUGCUUAAAGGAGCCGUGGUCUGUGUGGUACCACCAACCAACUCACCGCGUUUUCAAAGAAAACCUCCAUUGCUUGGAUCUUGAACGGAAAAUAUUGAAAGUGGUUUUUAUAAAGAAGGAACUGAGAAACGACUUUAACAAGUGGAUACUGUAGGUUAGUGGUACUUUUGCAGACGCCGAAGAGAUAUAUAAACGAGAUUACUCGGCAAGGAAGAUGAGAAAAACAAUACCUGCAAAUUAGGACCAGCUGCUCAGGACUUCUACAGAAGUGGUCCAUUGGACAAGAAUGGCUUGAUUUUUUUUUGCGUGAAUGAUGGGCAGAUUUUGACAGCAGCACUCAUGCUUCACGGAAAGAAAAAGAAAGUUUGUUGCGUCUGAUUUGGAUAUUAUAUUCUGAGACACGUUGUGUUGUCUAUAUUUCUAUAAAUCGGCGAGACCACCUGUUUGGUGUCGGAUAUUCAUCAUGUCCAAAGUGAUCCAAAAGAAGAAUCACUGGACCACUAAAGUUAACGAGUGCGCGGUCCUCAAAGACGCUCGCGGUGACUUAAAUGUGCAAUUGCUCGGUGGUGCGGAGAACGGAGAGUUCGCCUACAUCGGACAAGUUAACGAUGGUAUCGUGGUUUACAAAAAUGGAAAAUUAACAGAGGGGGCGUUGAUAUUGGAAGUAGAGAACCUCUCGAUCUCUGGGUUGCCCCUGUAUGAUGUACGGACAGUGAUAAAGAAUUGCAGUGGUCCCAUCAGAUUGAGAACGGUCAGACAAGGAAACAAGCUGAAUAAGGACCUGAAGCACUAUCUGAGCCAGCGAUUCCAGAAGUCCUCUCCGGACCACGAGCUGCAGCAGACCAUCCGAGACAACCUCUACCGCCACGCCGUGCCUUGUACAACCCGUCCCCCGCGUCACGGAGAGGUCCCUGGGGUCGAUUACAACUUCCUGCCGGUGGAGGACUUCCUGGCGCUGGAGCAGAGGGGAACCCUUCUGGAAAUAGGAACAUAUGAAGGUAACUAUUAUGGAACACCCAAGCCACCGAGCCAGCCCCCUAGUGGGAAAGUGAUUGCUAGUGAUGCUUUGCAAGACAGCCUCCCGGGCUCCCAGCACUCCACUCCCCGACGCACCAAGUCCUACAAUGAGAUGCAAAAUGCUGGAAUAGUGCCUGUAGACCUGGAGGAGGACGAGGAACUCCCGGAGAUGAACAGUAGUUUAACAGGAGACUCAAGUGAACCCGACGAGCACCCCUCCGUGCGCCCCUACGCCCUACGUGAGAACGCCCCGUCCUACGGUGUGAUCAACGCGUCGUCAUCCACCACGGACGGCUCUCAGCAGACACACACACACCUCAGCCAUCCUCCCACAGAGGAGGACCCCCUGGGACCUCUAGCUGAUAACUGGGAGAUGGCAUACACAGAGAACGGAGAGGUCUACUUUAUAGACCACAACACAAAGACCACAUCCUGGAUCGACCCCCGGUGCCUCAACAAACCUCCUAAACCCCUGGAAGAAUGUGAAGACGACGAAGGGGUACACACAGAAGAGAUGGACAGUGAGCUAGAGCUGCCAACAGGCUGGGAGAAAAUAGAGGACCCAGUCUACGGGCUUUACUAUGUGGAUCACAUCAACAGGAAGACCCAGUAUGAGAACCCUAUACAGGAAGCUAAGCGACGGAAGCAGCUCGAGCAACAGCAGCCACCAGAAGGUGAGCGCUACAUCCGAGAAUGGAUAGAGGAUGCUACCAUGGCUGGUGCCCCCCUGGCCAGCUAUACCGCCAACCACCAGGAGACCUACAGGGAAACCCAAGCCAGACCCCCACUGCCGCCCCUCAUUGGGCCAAAACGAGGGAAGCCCUUCUUCACGCGGAACCCGGCGGAGCUGAAGGGAACCUUUAUCAACACCAAACUAAGGAAGAGCCACCGAGGGUUUGGCUUCACAGUCGUCGGGGGUGACGAGCCUGAUGAGUUCCUACAGAUCAAGAGUCUGGUUCUGGAUGGACCUGCUGCCAUCGACGGCAAGAUGGAGACAGGUGACGUGAUCGUGAGUGUCAAUGACACGUGCGUGCUGGGCUACACCCACGCUCAGGUGGUGAAGGUCUUCCAGACCAUCCAGAUCGGCUCCAUCGUCAACCUGGAGCUGUGCCGCGGCUACCCCCUGCCCUUUGACCCAGACGACCCCAACACUAGCCUGGUGACCUCCGUGGCCAUCGUGGACAAGGAGCCUAUCAUCAUCAACGGCCAGGAGAGCUACGACUCUCCGUCCAGCCACGGCAGCCAGACCGGAGGCCCCGUUAAUGGGAUGAGAGAGUCAGGACCCCACAGCCCCUCCUCUGCCGAGGUGGCAUCCAACGGCUCGCACGGUUACCCCAGCGACUCUGUGACGCUGGCGUCGUCCAUAGCGACGCAGCCGGAGCUGAUCACAGUGCACAUGGAGAAGGGAGACAAAGGCUUUGGGUUCACCAUCGCAGACAGCCCUGCAGGGGGAGGACAGAGGGUCAAACAGAUCGUAGACUACCCCCGCUGCAGGGGCCUGAAGGAGGGGGACAUUAUUGUGGAGGUGAACAAGAGGAACGUCCAGAGCAUGAGCCACAACCAGGUGGUGGACCUGCUCAGCAAGUGCCCCAAAGGAAGUGAGGUCACCAUGCUGGUGCAGAGAGGUGGAGGGGUGGCUCCUGCAAAGAAGAGCCCAAAGCUGCAGUUAGCGAGGAAGGACAGUCAGAACAGUUCUGUGCACAGUGUGUCCAGCCACCAGAGUACCCACACUGACUCCCCUGUGCACCCAUCCCUGGCCACCCCAUUCAGCGAGAGCGCCGCCCCCCCACCCCCCUCCCAGCCCCUGCCCGGCCUGCCUCCCCAGGACCCUCAGGCAGACGGAACCAUCCAGAGGAAACCGGACCCCUUCAAGAUCUGGGCCCAGUCCAGGAGCAUGUAUGAAAGUAGGCUGCCUGACUUCCAGGAGCAGGACAUCUUCCUGUGGAGAAAGGACACGGGCUACGGGUUCCGGAUCCUGGGAGGGAACGAGCCAGGAGAGCCGAUCUACAUAGGGCACAUAGUGAAGUACGGGGCAGCGGAUGAGGACGGGCGCCUGCGUUCGGGGGAUGAGCUCAUCUGUGUGGACGGCACGGCGGUGGUGGGGAAGUCUCACCAGCUGGUGGUACAGCUGAUGCAGCAGGCCGCCAAGCAGGGCCACGUCAACCUCACCGUGCGACGGAAGACGGGCUACGGUGGGUCUAAAGGGGAGGGCGAGGUGCCCCCGUCCCCAGCCUCGUCCCACCACAGCAGCACACAGGCCCCCUCCCUGACAGAGGAGAAGCGGACCCCCCAGGGCAGCCAGAACUCCCUCAACACGGUCAGCUCCGGCAGUGGCUCCACCAGUGGCAUCGGCAGCGGGGGGGGCGGGGGGGGCUCGGGGAGCACCGUGGUCAACACUGCCCUGCAGCCCUACGAUGUGGAGAUCCGCCGCGGGGAGAACGAGGGCUUUGGAUUUGUGAUUGUCUCUUCUGUGUCCCGACCAGAGUCUGGCACCACCUUUGCUGGAAAUGCAUGUGUGGCCAUGCCCCACAAAAUAGGUCGUAUUAUUGAGGGGAGCCCUGCGGACCGCUGUGGGAAGCUGAAGGUGGGAGACCGUAUCCUGGCCGUCAACGGCUGCUCCAUCACCAACAAGUCCCACUCGGACAUCGUCAACCUGAUUAAGGAGGCCGGGAACACCGUCACGCUAAGGAUCAUUCCUGGAGACGAGUCCUCUAAUGCAUCACUGCUGACCAACGCUGAGAAGAUCGCCACUAUAACAACUACUCACACAGCCCAACAACAGGCUACACCUGAGCCCAGAAACAACACCAAACCAAAACAGGAGUCCUCUUUUGAGUUCAAAUCCCCCCAGGCCCCUCCUCCCCCCGCCCCAACAACACAACCUCCAGCCCAGGAUGCUGGCUUCUACUCGGUGGACCUGGAGAGAGAGAACAAAGGUUUUGGGUUCAGCCUGAGAGGAGGUCAUGAGUACAACAUGGACCUGUAUGUGCUGAGAUUAGCCGAGGAUGGAGCAGCUGUACGCAAUGGCAAGAUGAAGGUGGGAGAUGAGAUCUUGGAGAUAAACGGUGAGAGCACCAAGGGCAUGAAGCACGCCCGCGCCAUCGAACUGAUUAAAAACGGCGGUCGCCGUGCCCGCCUAGUCCUCAAACGGGGCGACGGCUCGGUGCCUGAAUAUGACCCCAGCAUCGACGGUGCCGGCACAGCCGCAGGGGUACAAAACGCUUCGGAAGUGAGCACCCUGCCCUACAACAAUUCACCAUCGGACACGAAUGCACCAGUCCCUCACAAACCAUCACGGAGCAAGAACAAGAAGGGCCACCACCAUUCCAAACACCGAUCCCCGGAAAAGAAGAGCCAGGGAGGGGCGUCUGGGGAGACGAGGGCCUCCAAGCAGUCCAAGAAAAAAGUUGACAAGAGCCAGAGGUCUGGCGGGGAUAUCCACAGCACUCACCACCGAGGACACCACUCCCCAAAUAAGGGCCGUAGCCGGGCCCGCAGCGCAGAGAACACCCUAGACAGUAGACAUGGCCAAAGGCACCACAACACCCACCGCUCUCCCUACAGGUCCACUCACCGCAAUCGGUCCCCCUAUGGCCACCGGUCCCCCUACCGCUCCCCUCACCGCUCACACCACCACUCCCCCACCCGCUACCGCCGUACCCAAUCCUCAGACCCCUCCCGGCAGCCCUCCCUAGACAGACAGCGAAACAGAGAGCCAGAGAGGCCCAACGGGAAGAAGGCACCAGUGCUGAGGAAGCCUCCUGGCCCUGUGCCCAGCCCCUUCCUGGAUGAGAGCCUCCUACAGGAGCCCCCAGCCCUGGACCGGCUCAACAGGGAGGUUACGCGACUGAGGGAGUCCAGAGAGGAGCAUCUGUUUGGGGAGGACAGCCUUCUGCUGAGGGCCUCCAACCUGGAGCGUGACUACAGAGGAGACAGCCUGUUAUCUGCUGCUGCCCGUGGCCAGAGAGGGGAGAUCCUUCCCAGGGUCCACACCCCUGAGUCAGACAGCGCCUACAAGAGGUACAGCUCACUGCUGAGGGGCCGCUCGCCUGAGAGGGUGGAGAGAGAGCCGCGCUACGCCCCCAGGCAUGAGUCCCCAGACCACCACCAUAGAACCCGUAGCCUGGGCCGAGACAUUUCACCUGUCCGAAGCUUCAGAGAACCGGAGGAGGAGGAAGCGGCAGCACCCAGACUGAAGGAGUAUUACAACACACUUAAGUCUAAUGCCAGCCGUGCUUCCAAAGCUCUCCCGGAGCCCAAGCGGAAGGCCCAUAAAGAUGGCACCAAAGACCUGAGCAUCUGAUGGGUCAUCUGCUGUAACACAACCAGCCUCCCCUCCGACCUCCCCACAGCAACACAGUUCCCCCUCACCACUCAGCUCUACUCUUCACACAGCAGAACACACCUGGACCUUGGAUGAACCAAAUGUAUUGAUUAUAUGACAUUCCUGCUUUCCUACUAGACAGUGAUUCCAAAACCUAUCAACUUUUUCUGUUUGUUGGAUUUUUUGGGGGUCGUUAGUUGGUUAAGCAUUGUAUAUUUAUCAGAAUUUUGCAGAAAAUGUAAAACCGAAAAAAACAAUGAUGUGCCUAACAGUUAUUUUAAUGAGUGUAUUUUUCUUUUGUCUUUGUUUGAUAUGAGAUGAGUGUUUUCUCAGCCGAAAGUGGUAUGUACUUUUCCACUGAGCCCAAGGAGGUAGGCAUUACACAGCCCCAGUGACUAGUGCCACUGACACAGAUGCUGUGCAUGUCUUUACGGUUUCAAUGUCUUCUCUUUUCUUUCUCUCCCCCAGUGCCACUGUUUUUAGACAUUUGACCAGACUAUAGCACAAGCCUGCAUUUGUUUGUAUAUUUUUGGACAGUGUGCAGUAUGUGUACAUUCAGAGGUGAUCAUUUUAAACAAAUGAAGGGGAGGAUAAAGUUGAACUAUGAUGAUGAUGUUAAAAUUAAAAUAAUAUAUCAAACAUA